CAAUGUGAAUGAGUACAAUAGAAUUUCCAUUUUUUAAAUAUUUUAGGUUAUAACAUAAACAAAUAGUAAUAAAUAAAAAAUUUAAAUGGCUACGACAUCGUUGUCAAUGGUAGUAAGAAUAAAACAUUUGUUACGACUGAAUUGUUAUGUGUCAAGUUUAUUAAAUAAUAAUUAUAAAGAACUAAUAAUAAGAGGACAUCAAAAUAUUUUAAAUUAUUGUAUGAAAGUUCCAAACACCGAGGGAAAUGUACAUGAUUUCGAUAAAAAGAAAAAACCUAAAACAAUGAUAAUACCUAAAAUAACACUUUUAUUGCCAAAAGAUUCUAUGACAGUUAUUACUAUGGAGGAAGCACAAAAACUUGCAAAACGUCGGAAUUUAAUUUUAAUGAAAGUGGAAGAUGGACAAAAGCGUUCAUCCAAAGAUACUUACAAACUUGUAGAACCAACGGAACAUUUAAAAGAAUCAAAAGUUAAAGAUAAAAGUGAUAAAAAAACUAAUGAACUUAAAUCAGUAAAACUAAUACAACUAUCUGCUAAAAUAUCCAUGUAUGACAUCGAUGUCAAAGUAAAACACGUCAAGAAAUUGUUACAAAAAAAACAUAAAGUCAAAUUAAUCGUUAACAAUGAUACUGAAGCACCGGAUAAAAUAGUAAAAUACGUUGAAUCAGCUAUAAAACAACAUGGAACGAUACAAAAAUCUGUACAAGCAAUGCGUACAGUAUUUAUAGUUACUCCUAUAUUAAAUGAAAGUGACAAUGAGAAUAAGUAUUCGAAUAAUACAAAUGUUAAUGCAGAGGAAAAAUGACUAAUAAAUUCCCAACGUGUAUACAACGAGUAAACUAUUUUGUUAUUUGAAUUGUAAAUAUUAAAAUGGUGUGCAAGUAUUUAUCUAUAGAUAUUAUGAAAGUAAACAAAUGGAAAAAGAAAA
Messenger RNA from Polistes dominula (European paper wasp), 928 nucleotides. Its product is annotated as mitochondrial translation initiation factor 3. Gene Ontology annotation, molecular function: ribosome binding; translation initiation factor activity. Gene Ontology annotation, biological process: mitochondrial translational initiation; ribosome disassembly. The record is from RefSeq and is a predicted model, not a curated record. NCBI's taxonomy places the organism in Eukaryota, Metazoa, Arthropoda, Insecta, Hymenoptera, Vespidae. Gene Ontology annotation, cellular component: mitochondrion.